UUGUCGCUGCAGUCGGUAAAUGGACGUUUGAUGUGGUUGUUUGUCAAGAGUGUCCUAUUGUCUGUUUACAGUGAUUUAUUUCCCAUUACUAUAAUCCUAAUUGAAGUAAAAGGUUUUAAGGAGUAGAUGAAGGUGACAGAAUGUCUCGCAACAAAGACAAGCAUGAGGGCGCUAGCGGGCGCACUUACCACAUUAUGUCGGAGGCGGAGCGGGCUUCCGGCCGUCGUGGAGGCUGGACCACGCUUGAGGUAACAGGAGGUGUGCGCGCCCUAGCGCCCCAACUGUUUCAACUGACGCAUCUAACCGCUCUAUACCUGAACGACAAUUCGCUGCAGCGGAUCCCGCCCGACAUCAACCAGCUGGCCAACUUGCACACCCUCGAUAUAUCAAACAACAAGCUGAGAUCGCUGCCAGCCGAGCUUGGAGACCUUAUACAGCUCAGAGAGCUGCACCUCCACAACAACUACCUCCGCGUCUUACCGUACGAGCUCGGGAAGCUGUUCCACCUGCAGCUGCUGGGCCUCCAGGGGAACCCGCUCAGCAAGGAGAUGCUCUCCAUAUACAACGACAACAACGGCACCGCGAAGCUGUUGACGUAUAUGCUAGACAAUUUGCAAGUUUCUGCCACUCUACCGCCACAGAGGCCUUGGAUACCAUUGACCCGACCGAACAGGACUCGUCCGACUUGUAUAUUCACAGUAAUGUGUUACAACGUACUAUGUGACAAGUACGCGACGCGACAGAUGUAUGGCUACUGCCCCAGCUGGGCGCUCGAGUGGGACUACAGGAAGAAAGGCAUCCUCGACGAGAUCAGACAUUACUCCGCGGACAUUAUCAGCUUACAGGAAGUGGAAACAGACCAGUUCUACAACUUCUUCCUGCCGGAGUUAAAGCAGGACGGGUACGAUGGCAUCUUCUCGCCCAAGUCUCGCGCCAAGACGAUGUCCGAAUCAGAACGAAAGUACGUCGACGGGUGCGCCAUCUUCUUCAGAUCUGCUAAGUUCGCAUUAGUUAAAGAACACCUCAUAGAGUUCAACCAACUGGCCAUGGCUAAUAGUGAGGGAUCAGAUAAUAUGUUAAAUCGUGUCAUGCCGAAGGACAAUAUAGGGUUGGCGGCCCUUAUCAAGACUAAAGAGGCGGCAUGGGAAAACGGAUUACCAACAGACUCAUCAAUGCUUGGUCAGCCGAUCCUUGUAUGUACCGCACACAUCCACUGGGACCCUGAGUUCUGCGAUGUGAAGCUCAUUCAAACGAUGAUGUUGAGUAAUGAACUGCGGUCGAUACUCGACGACUCGGCGCGGACGUUACGGCUGGCGGGACAGAGGGAUAACGUGCAGCUGCUGCUGUGCGGGGACUUCAACUCUUUGCCUGAUAGUGGCGUGGUAGAGUUCCUAUCGGCGGGGCGCGUGUCGGCGGAGCACCGCGACUUCAAGGAGCUCGGCUACGCGGCCUCGCUGCGCCGCAUGCCCGGCUCCGAGCACGAGUUCACGCACAACUUCAAGCUUGCCUCCGCCUACAGCGAAGACAUCAUGCCCUACACUAAUUACACGUUUGAUUUUAAGGGCAUAAUCGACUACAUAUUCUAUAGUAAGCAGUCAAUGACACCGCUCGGACUGCUCGGGCCUCUAUCCCAGGACUGGUUCCGGGAGCACAAAGUGGUCGGCUGUCCGCAUCCCCACGUACCUUCAGACCACUUCCCGCUGCUGGUGGAGCUGGAGAUGUCCCCGGCGGCGGGCGGCAGCUCCAACGGUCUGAUCGGGCGCAGGUAGCACGCGCCGCGCGCCCCGCGCCCCACGCGCGCG
Molecule: messenger RNA, 1802 nt
Organism: Trichoplusia ni (cabbage looper)
Lineage: Eukaryota; Metazoa; Arthropoda; Insecta; Lepidoptera; Noctuidae
Gene: twin
Product: CCR4-NOT transcription complex subunit 6
Exons: 12
Coding region: 141-1769 (542 amino acids)
Biological process (GO): nuclear-transcribed mRNA poly(A) tail shortening
Cellular component (GO): CCR4-NOT complex; nucleus; cytoplasm
Molecular function (GO): protein binding; poly(A)-specific ribonuclease activity
Source: RefSeq, a predicted model, not a curated record